GGGAUCAACAUGGCGGCCAACGUAACAGCUGCGGCAGCAGGUGUGGUGGGGAGACAGGUGCUGUUCGGCUGGGUGGACUACGUGGCGUUCGCGCUAAUGCCCGCUCUCUCCUUGGCCAUAGGCCUCUACUUCGGCAUCUGCGGCCGCGCCAAGAACACUGCCAAGGUGGACUACCUGCACGGCGGCAAGACUAUGAGGGUGCUCCCCGUCGCCAUCUCGCAAAUAUCGAGUCACGUAUCUGGUAGCACGCUGGUGGGUGUACCUUCAGAGAUCUACUUGUACGGUAGUGUAUACACUUGGAUUUGCCUGAGUGUCAUUCUGUUCUCUAUCGUCACCAACUUCGUCUUUCUCCCAGUCUUCUUCGAGCUACAGCUCACAUCAACUUACGAGUACCUGGAGCGCCGCUUCAGCAGAAUAAUCCGUGUCCUGGCGUCGGGCUUGUUCACACUCAACAUGGUGCUCCACCUGCCACUCUACCUCUACACGCCAGCCAUCUGUUUCAGCCAAGUAACUGGAGUCAGCGUCCACUGGAUCACGCCUGUCAUCUGCGUGAUGUGCAUUUUAUACACUAUGUUGGGCGGCCUGAAGGCGGUGGUGUGGACGGACUUCCUGCAGAGUGGCGUCACGCUGAUGGCCUUCAUAGCGGUGCUCGUCUUCGGGCUGGUGGGCGCCGGCGGCUUCUCGCAGGUGUGGCAGGCGGCCAGCGACGGCGGGCGCGCCGACUUCUUUGUGAUGACCCCGGACCCAUUCGUCCGCAACUCCUUUUGGACUGUGGUGGUGGGUGCUACAGUUUCCUGGGUAGGAGGAAUCGCUGUCCACCAGGGGAUGGUACAGAAGUUUCUAUCUCUGCCCAACAUGAGAGCUGCUCGGAAGUCUCUGGCGGGAUUCACUUUUGGUAUGAUCCUGAUACACCUUAUAAGCAUAUUCUGCGGAUUUUUGCUGUACGCUGAUUAUCAAGACUGCGACCCAAUUAAGACGAAAGAGAUAUCUCGUCCAGACCAGCUGCUACCCUUCUACGUGAUGAAAGUAGCUGGACACGUGCCAGGAUUGCCGGGACUCUUCGUCGCUGGAAUAUUUGGAGCCGCUCUUAGUUCCAUGUCUGGUUGCCUUAACGCACUAUCUGGGACCAUCUACGAGGAUUUCCUGCUACCCCUGAUGCCUGGCAGGAAGUCGGACGUCGUGGUGAACCUUAUAAUGCAGGGCAUCGUGCUGGUUGUGGGCGCCAUCACCGUUGCGUUGGUCUUGGUCGUCGAGAAACUGAGCACCAUACUUGAGCUGGGAUACAGUGUCAGCGGCGUCAGCAAUGGAGCACUGCUGGGACUCUUCUCGUUUGGCAUGCUGGUACCUUCGGCGAACACCAAGGGUGCUCUGGUUGGCAGUCUGUUGGGUAUGGCGGUGGUGGCAGUCAUUAUGUCAGGGGCUCAGAGCGCCCACGCCAUGGGCCGCAUGAGGUACCCCUCGCUGCCUACCUCCGUCGAAGGCUGCCCUGACAACUUCACAUCGGUCAUCGAAACCGUCACACCGUCAAGUACUCCAAGCCCAGUGACGGACGAGGUGCCACUGUUGUUCCGGCUGUCGUAUCUGUACUACACACUGGUGGGCGCCGUCGUCAUGGUGACGGUGGGCUGGGCGGUCAGCCGGCUGACGGGUCCCCUCAAACCAGGGGACGUGGAGCCGUCGCUGCUGGCGCCUAUGGUCCGGCCCAAACACCUGCGCCGGAAAAACUGCGCCGUCGACGCCGACCCGGCGGUCCGAGUUGAGCUGCUCCAGCAGGCGAAGCAGCAACCCGAGACACACGGAGCGGCCUAAUGUGUCAACACACGACGACGAGGAGGCGGCAACCUCGCCGAGGGCUCCGAUACUCUGCCAGCCGUUUGCCUGACAUGUGGUCGUUAAUACAUCUCUGAGUAACUGGUUCGCAUCUUACACGCAGGAGUAAUUAUAGUUUCCUCUGUGUUCCAAACAGAUAUCUAUUGAGCUACGACGUUUCUACUUACCGAACACACUGCUGACCCUUUUAUGCAGACAGUCUCAAAUAAAAUUUUGUGUAGAACCAAACUGAGAAAAAUAUACCUAGCAAAUAUUGUUCAGAUACCAGGCGACUGGCUUUCUUAUAAAGGUGCUAGUUACGAAGAAACGAACGGCAGUAUUCAUUUUUAAACAGGAACGUCUACUUUUCAUUUGGAAAUCCGCUUCCUCUCCUCAAGACGCGUUUAACAACAUAUAACAGUGUACUAUGAUAUUACUAAAGAUUUUCCUCUAAUACACUAUCACGCAGUGCGGCUACCCAGCGUAGCGUAAAUCGUCCACUUCCUGCAGCUGACGGUGAACAAACAUUAUUACAAAGAGCGGAAAAAUACUGGUAUCGGAUCAAAAGAGGUGAAUAUGCUCCUUUUUAUUAGGAGACUCCAGCUAAAAAGUGAGGUGCCAUUCCACCCUCCUCAGCAUUUUCAAAAUUUUGGCAAAAAUAUUGGCAUGCGAACAUAUUCAUGUUGUUUUUAGCAUCCAACUCACCUCUCACUCCCGAUAGCUGUCCUAACUGUAACUCACUCACAUCCACUAGUCAAUCGCUGUAAGUUUCUCAUUCUCAUUCACUCCUAGUUGUCGAUGCUCACUCACUCAUAUGGCCUAACUCAAUGUCAUUAUCUCCAUGUGGCUCUCUAACUGUCACUGCCUACUCUUCAUAGCCACAGCCCUUCUCGUUCUGUCCUUCUAUUACUGUCUCCCUCUUGCUCUCUCUUACUCCUACUAUCUCAAUCAUUCGUUCCCAUUGCACCUUUCUCUUGUCACUGUCAUUAUCUCCCUCUUCUUUCUUGUCAUUGUAACAGCCUCUGUCUCUCAUCCAUGUCCAGUUUCCCCUUCUCUUUAUUCCUCUCCCAAUCGCAGUGUCUCCUUCACUAUUUUCCUAGUACUGUCCUCAUGUGCCAUUGUCACUGUAUUCUUCACUUUCUCUCAUAAUCCUUUGUCUCCUUCGUUUUUUCUGUACCACAAUAAUUGUCUACUGUGUUCAAGUAUUUAUUACUUCUCCGUCUCCUUCCCGCUGUCAGUGUCUCCUUCUCUCUUAGCAUAAAAAGGUGCGAAUACAUUUGCAUGCCAAUAUUUAUGCGAAAAAAUUUAGAGGUGCUGAGAAGGUGGAAUGCGGCAACUGGUACACUACUUUUCAGUCAGAUUCUUUUAAUAAAGAGGAGCUUCACCUUUUUCAUGCUAAGACAGAUGCGUUUUUCCGCUGGUUUCUUUCUGUUCUCUGCCACAGUAGGACAUACCACUCAUAUGAAAAGAACUUGAAGGGCCAAUAAAAUUUUGAUAGUUUACUUCAGUGAAUCUGAAAUAACGAAAACUCAUUUUACGCCUGAGACCAGAUUAGAUGUGCACAUACAUUAUGCAUGUGCUUCAGUAUUAUAGCGUGGAGUUCCCAGAACCCUUCUGAUGAUAACGGAGACACUUGAUAUCAUUUUCACCGUGCUACGCAAUUUUAUAAACUACAUUUUCGCCUCACACAGGAUUUUGCGUUCGUAUUUUACGUACAUAAGUAGGAUAACUUUGAACCUCUGUAUUUCGGGAACGGAUAAAGAUACCUAGAAAAUUUCGAAAGUUGUUCGAUAUCGGAAUCUUAAGAAUGUAUUGCAAGAAGUUCAGAUACUUACUGUGAAUAGCUUCUUGGAAUCUGCAGCUGGAGUUUGGUACCAAAAAAAAACAUGUUUUCAGUAAUUUUUAAGCCUAUAGGUAAUACAGUUUUGACUAAUUGUACUAGCAAAGUUUACGCAAAUGCAUCGUUCAUUCAUUCAUCACGUGUACACUGAUAUAGCCAUCAUCAUUAAUCAUGAAUCAAUGUAUUUAAUGAAUUUCACGCGCGUAUAUUACUCGUGCAACUAACGUAACUUUGAACUUCUAUAUCUUCGAAACGAGUUAACACAUGAGAAAAAGUUUCAAGGUAGUUCGAGAUCGAGAACGUGAGUAUAUACCGUAAAAAAUGGGCCGUUUGCUGUGCAUAUCGGUCUUGGAAUUUGUGGCUCCAAUCCGGUUAAAAACCAUUCUCUUGGGGUUUUCUAAGGCCCACUGUAGACCACAUCAAAUGCAAAAAGAUCCAAUCGAUUUCCUCCGAUUCCCUAACCAGGAGGAAAUAUAUAACAUACAUACUUUAACCCUGUACUAUAGGAUAGUGACACUAAGACGAUCGUUCUGUUGGGUAUACAACACGGUCCCUAACCAAAGGCCUAUACAAAACACUUGACCCUACCUUUUUAUCAUCAACAGAACCCGAGGAAUGAGCACCAGAAUAUCCCAUUUUAAUAAGUGGCGUUUCGAAACAUAAUGGUAAGCAUGCUGUCGCAUGCAUAGCGGUUACUGUUCUGUUAACUUACGUUCUCUAUAUGUGUGUAACACUUGUACGUUCACGUUGUUGGUGUACGUUGUACUUCCACCAGCCUUCAACCUAAGAGGACUUACUGAAUGAUAAGUCUGUCUUUUCCUCGUGUUUCCAUCCGUAUACAGUGAAAUUCAACAAGUGGAUCCGUUAAGUAGUAUCGUGUACGACCACUGUGUUUUAGUACAGGAGAGUCAAAGUCAGUUUUGUGCUACUUUUUUAGUAACAUCAUGUUUACGUGAAUGGUACACUGUGACUCGUUUUAGAAACGGAUUUUGAAGAGGAGAAGUGGAUUCUCAAAUAGAACAUAUAGUAUAAUAUUCAGAAAAGAUGUAUCGUUGUUUACAUCCUGCUAAUGAAGAAAUUUAUAGCAAAGGCAGUCACGUUGAUUAAUGUCCUUAUAAUAGUACAUAACCUUUGUUUGACACAUGUUUUAUUUAUUUAUUUUUUUUGAACAAAAAGUUAUUAGCGGCUGAACAUAAAAGACACACUCUGUUCAGGCACCCCUAAUAUUUCAUAAGAGGGUCAAGACCAUAAUACGAUUUUUCAAGCCAACAUUAAUUAUUACCUUGUAUGGUUCAGGCUGGAAACUUAUUUAUCUGUCGAGAUGUUGAAGCAACUAUAAUUUCUCUUAAUGUGAUGUAUACCUAAUGUGUUCUAAUCUAAUCUGAUAUCUUAUGGGAUGAGGGACAAGGUGGUGUAACGACUGUCAGAACUUGGAAUGAAAUAUUUUGCAAAAACAGUCGUCUACUGCGGUAAAUGUGAAAUUGAAGAUUUCGAAACUGCACAUUUUCACAUACAUUAGUUUGCAAAUACUUCCGAACAGAGCUGAAAUUUGGCUGAAAUGACUGACUUCAUUUUCAAAGCUGGCAUAUUUCACAUCAAAUUUAAUAAUAGUUUACUGCUAACACACACGCCAUAUCGCUGUUUUUUUCUUUCGGCGAACUGUCGGAUCAAGUUUAAUAGUAUCCAGAAUGAGAUUUGCAAUCUGCAUCGGAGUGUACGCUGAUGCUACACUUCCUGGAAGAUCAAAAUACUGUGCCGGGCCGAGUUCGGGUCUCGGUCCAGCACAUAUGCCAGAAUGUUUCACGUUAAAUAGUAAAUCGCAUUUUUAAACUGCCCACUACGAUAUGUUGCUAGAUAACAAAAGAUAUGAAUAUUAGCCGUGAAACAAAGUAAUCGUCUCUUUGCCAGCAGUUCUGUAUUUGGAAUCUAAUUUCGAUAUAUUGGACCAUUUAUGAAAUAUUAAGCUUCUCUCUGUUGUAUGGAGGAGCUCGUUUCAAGAAACUUUGCUCUUGAUAUUAUACGACCGUAUUUGUUUUCAUUCGCUCGACGAAUAUUAUGUGGCUACAUCAGAUAUAGAAAUGAUCAAGUGUUCGGUAUUUCUGCACAAAUCGAUGAUUUGAGACCUCUGCUGUUCGGUUCAGUGUCAAGACUGUUACCUCGAUAAGAAUCCAUGUUUUCUCUUCAGAGCCCUUUUUUUUCUUUUAAUCGAAGAACGAUAGCUCAUAAUACGAAUUUCUUCAUGAGACGCAAACAGUGAAGGGUAAUGUAUUCCAUGUAGCUCUCCUCAUUUGACAAAAACAGUAUAUCUGAUACAUGGUAUACAUUAAACCACAUAGCUUAAUAGAGGGUGUGCUGAUGUGAAAUGUAAAAUCAUAAUGGAAAUUGCAUAAAGAAAUGUGUUCUAUGAAUUUUUACCUUGCUCUUCUGCAGUAUCCUUUCCGUUCAACUUUUGAACAACAAUUUUUAAAAAGAACACAUGUAAUUUUGUAUGAAGGAUAACUAUUGUAUUUUUGCAGCUCGUAACAGCAGAAAGUGUAAUUGCAAAACAGUAAAAAAAAAUUUUCAUUAAUUACUCAGUUGUUUUACCCAUUUCUAUCUCUCUUUAACAAUAUCAUCACUAAAAAAUUAUCAUUGCAGUAAAUCUUAUGAUUAUGAUAAACAUAUUUAUGAAACAGAGGAUUUCCUUACGUAAGGCCUACUAUAAACCAAAUAUUGCAAAAAUUGUUCACAAAAUUGGGCAAUCAUAUGAAUGAGGUUUGACGCUACGUUGUUACGCUCUCAGUGUUCUGCUUUAUAUUUGACAGUAAAUGCAUGAAAUAAAU
Schistocerca nitens (vagrant locust) is the source of this 6471-nucleotide messenger RNA. RefSeq names its product sodium-coupled monocarboxylate transporter 1-like. Gene Ontology annotation, cellular component: membrane. The record is from RefSeq and is a predicted model, not a curated record. Gene Ontology annotation, molecular function: symporter activity. NCBI's taxonomy places the organism in Eukaryota, Metazoa, Arthropoda, Insecta, Orthoptera, Acrididae. Bases 10 to 1809 code for a protein of 599 amino acids. Gene Ontology annotation, biological process: transmembrane transport; sodium ion transport. The transcript has 12 exons.